CUACUAGACUACUUAGGUUUUUUCCACUUCGGUUUUAUUUUUCUUUUUCAUCUAUAGUUAGAAUUGAACACAACUUUAUCUAUCUAUCUUGUAGUUGUCCCUGUCUUCUUUCUUCCCUAUUACCCUUUCGAUUUUUUUAAGUUUGCCUUAUACAUAUUUUUUGGACCUGGGACGUGCCCAAUCGACCAUUAUUUCUUAGCAUAAAAAUCUGGUCACCACGCAUUUAUUAUAUCUUCCUUUAUUUUCCCCUAGCACUGCAACAAUUCCUUAGUCAAAAAACGAAAUUGACACCCCCCCCCCACAAAAAUUUCUAAUCCCCCCAUCUCCAAAUCUGCACCCACUGCAAAAAUUUCUUAGAAAUUCUUGAUCUCUGGUUUAAAGGUACUGGUCAGAGUUUAGCAUAUAGUAUAGAGGUUGAAUUGAUUACCAAAACCAUACAACCAUCGUAUGGCAGUGAAGAUUAUUUUCUGCAAUUAUGGAAGUGCUCCCAUGUUCCAAUGUAUGUUAUGUCACGGAGUCUGAUUGCCCUCAACAAGGCUCUGGAACUACUCUUAUGUAUGGUGGAAAAUCAAACCACCUUGAACAUGCAGAACAAGUUCAAGCCGGUGAUGUGAAAGUCGAUGACAUAGUUCUUAAUACGAAGGUGUGCCAGGAAGAGAAAGCAGAUGGACAUCAAUGCAACGUUGAGGAAUUACCAACUCCAGACGGGCUCCCUACUGGAGAUGCAUAUUAUGAUUUUGGAGGAGAUAACCAAAUGCUGUCGAAUGAUUUCCAUGAUUCUGGAGAUGACAAUGUUGAGGAACAUGACCAUGUUACAAGACCUGGCCUGGCGUCUGAGCGCCUGCAGCCAGUUGUUGACAACAUUGAAAUUGGAGUCCCUAACACUAACCAGGUGGUGGGAUCCUCUCCCUGCGAGUCCAAGUGGCUUGAAGAAGAUGAACCUCUAGCUGUAUGGGUCAAGUGGAGGGGCUUGUGGCAAGCAGGAAUUAGAUGUAAAAGAGCUGAUUGGCCAUUAUCGACUCUCAAAGCUAAGCCUACACAUGAGAGGAAAAAAUAUCUUGUGAUAUUCUUUCCUCGCACCAGAAAUUAUUCGUGGGCUGAUGUGCUCCUUGUUCGCCCAAUAAAUGAAUUUCCGCAUCCCAUUGCAUAUAAAACCCAUAAAGUUGGGGUGAAAAUGGUGAAAGACUUGACUCUUGCUCACCGUUUUAUCAUGCAAAGACUUGCUGUCAGCAUACUGAAUAUUAUUGAUCAAUUACGUGCGGAGGCUCUAGAAGAGACUGGUCGCAAUGUGAUGGUAUGGAAGGAAUUCGCAAUGGAAGUUUCCCGCUGCAAGGAUUAUCCUGAUCUGGGAAGGAUGCUUUUGAAACUUAAUGAUAUGAUACUGCCGUCAUAUAAAAAAACAUCUUCGAUGGAGUCUUGGAUUCAGGGCUGUCAGAAUGCAAACAGUGCUGAGGCAAUUGAAAUGCUGAAGGAGGAAUUGACUGAUUCUCUUCUUUGGAAUGAGUUGAACUCACUUCCAAUUGAAGCAUUAUAUCUUGAUCUGAACUCUCAGUGGAAGAACUGCAGAUCUGAGGUUAUGAAAUGGUUUUCAGUUUCACAUCCUGUAUCUGAUAGUGUAGAUGUUGAACAGCCGAAUAAUGGUAGCCCAUUGGCGGUGGAGUUUCAGCAGAGCAGAAAGAGGCCCAAGCUUGAAGUUCGUCGUGCUGAGGCACAUGCUUUGCCGCUGGAAUUUCAAGAGUCACCUCAGGCUGUCACUGUUGGAAUUGACACUAGUGUUCUUGGUGGCCAUAGUGUAUCCAACAAUGUACUGUUGGAUUCUGAACCUACAAAAGAUGACAUUUCUCUUGGAGAGGCUCCUCAAAGUGGUUCUCCCGGUAGUAUGACAGAUAGAUGGGGAGAGAUUAUUGUUCAAGCAAACAAUUCUGAGGUCAUUCAGAUGGAAGAUGCGGAACUGACUCCUAUAAAUGGAGUUGUUACUAGUAAUUCCUUUGAUCACGGGAAUAAGAAUCGCCAGUGCGUGGCUUUUAUUGAAGCCAAAGGAAGACAAUGUGUUAGAUGGGCAAGUGAUGGUGAUGUUUACUGUUGUGUGCACUUGGCCUCUCGUUUUGCUAGUAGCUCCACUAAGGCGGAAGCAUCGCCACAUGCUGAUACACCUAUGUGUGGAGGGACCACUGUUCUUGGGACUAAAUGUAAGCAUCGUGCCUUGUGUGGCUCUUCUUUCUGUAAGAAACACAGGCCCCAUGAUGAGAAAGGAUCAGGCUCCAGUUUGCCGGAGAGUAAACACAAGCGAAAGCAUGAGGACAGUGUCCUUAGAUUGGAUACUUCAAGUUGCAUAGAUAUUAUUCUCGCUGGAGAAGUUGAAGCUCCGAUCCAAGUUGAUCCCAUCUCAUUUCUUGGUGGAGCAUCUUGCAAUAGAAACAACUUGAUUGAGACUCCUCAGCAUUUGCAGGCUAAGCCUAGUGGUUCGGAGAUGCAUUGCAUUGGAUUGUGGCCACAUGGAAGUGAGCCUUGCCUAGAAGGUCCAAAACGAUAUUCAUUAUACUGUGAGAAGCAUUUACCAAGCUGGCUUAAACGUGCGAGAAAUGGCAAGAGUAGGAUAAUUUCAAAGGAAGUAUUCUUAGAACUUCUGAAGGAUUGCCACUCCAGGGAUCAAAAGUUGCAUUUACAUCAAGCUUGUGAGAUUUUCUAUAGACUUUUAAAAAGUGUACUUUCUUUGAGAAACCCAGUCCCAAAAGAAGUGCAAUUCCAAUGGGCCAUAUCUGAAGCUUCUAAAGAUGCAAAGGUUGGUGAAUUCUUAAUGAAGUUAGUUUGUACUGAAAAGGAGAAGCUGAAAAGUGCUUGGGGCUUUAGCUCUAAUGAAAAUGCACAAGCUUCCCCUCACAUCGAAGAACCAAGUCCAAUAUUAAGGAUUACAGAUAAUGACCAGGAUCACAAUGAUAUCAUUAAGUGCAAAAUUUGCUCAGAAAUGUUUCCAGAUGAGCAUGUGCUUGGCACACACUGGAUGGACAAUCAUAAAAAGGAAGCUCAAUGGCUGUUCAGGGGUUAUGCAUGUGCUCUCUGCCUGGAAUCUUUUACUAAUAAGAAAGUUUUGGAAGCUCACAUGCAGGAGAGGCAUCAUUCGCAGUUUGUUGAAAAUUGCAUGCUUUUCCAGUGUAUUCCUUGUACUAGCAAUUUUGGGAACUCAGAGGAGUUAUGGUCCCACGUGCUCGCCACACAUCCUGCCAGUUUUAGGUUGUCUCAUACUGCUCAACAGCAUUAUUUUUCCGUAACUCAAGAUUCGUCAGAGAAGCCUGAUAUUGGCAAGUCAGUGCCUUCACCGAAUAUUAAUUUUGAGAACCAGUCUGGUUUCCGAAAAUUCAUCUGCAGAUUUUGUGGCCUGAAAUUUGAUUUGUUACCUGAUCUAGGCCGCCAUCAUCAGGCUGCUCACAUGGGUCCUAAUUCUGUUGGCUCUCAUAUCUCAAAGAGAGGCAUCCGUUUCUAUGCUUAUAAACUAAAGUCAGGAAGACUUAGCCGUCCGAAAUUCAAGAAGGGUCUUGGAUCUGUAGCAUAUAGGAUUAGGAACAGAAAUGCUCAGAAUAUGAAGAGACGCAUCUUGUCAUCAAACUCCAUGAUUAGUGGAAAAUCUAUGAUUCAACCUAGUGCAACCGAGACAGCUGGUCUAGGCAGACUGGCAGAUCCCCACUGCCUGGAUAUUGCAAAGAUACUGUUUGCUGAGAUUAAGAGAACAAAGCCACGGCCAAGUAACUCAGACAUCUUAUCAAUAGCUCGGAUUACUUGCUGUAAAGUUAGCCUCCAAGCCUCACUAGAAGCAACCUAUGGAAUUUUGCCGGAGCGCAUGUAUCUCAAAGCAGCAAAAUUGUGUAGUGAGCAGAAUAUCCUUGUAAGCUGGCACCAAGAUGGUUUCAUUUGCCCCAAAGGAUGUACACCUGUUCGUGAUCCUUGCAUAGUAUCCUCAUUACUUCCCCUUCCUGGUCAAGUGAAUAGAACCAGCAGUAUUCGACCAAAUUUCACUAUUAGUGAGUGGACAAUGGAUGAGUGUCACUACGUCAUUGAUUCUCAACAGUUCAAGCAUGAACCGUCCGACAAAACUAUUCUCUUGUGUGAUGACAUAAGCUUUGAACAGGAAUCAGUUCCGAUAACUUGUGUGGUGGAAGAAAAUCUUUUUGCCUCCCUCCACAUUCUUGCUGAUGGUUCCGAUGGCCAAAUUACCACGAGUUCUCUUCCUUGGGAGAGCUUUACUUAUGUAACCAAAUCGUUGAUUGAUCAAUCCGUUGGUCUUGAAAUAGGGAGUUACCAAUUGGGGUGUUCUUGUCCAAAUUCAGCAUGCUCUUCUCAAACUUGUAAUCAUAUUUAUCUUUUUGAUAAUGACUACGAGGACGCAAAAGAUAUUUAUGGGAAGCCUAUGUGUGGAAGGUUCCCGUAUGAUGAGAGAGGUCGGAUAAUGUUGGAGGAGGGCUACCUAGUCUAUGAAUGCAAUCAAUGGUGCUCUUGCAGUAAAUCUUGCCAGAAUCGGGUUUUGCAGAAUGGAUUGCGUGUGAAGCUAGAAAUAUACAAAACCGAGACAAAGGGAUGGGCAGUCAGGGCAAGAGAAGCAAUCCUUCGCGGUACAUUUGUGUGUGAAUAUGUCGGAGAGGUACUUGAUGAGCAGGAAGCAAAUAAAAGACGCAAUAGUUAUGGAAGAGAAGGUUGCGGGUACAUCUUGGAGAUAGAUGCUCACGUCAAUGAUAUGAGCAGACUGAUUGAAGGGCAAGCGCCAUAUGUAAUUGAUGCUACUAACUAUGGAAACGUUUCCCGUUACAUCAACCACAGUUGCUCGCCGAAUCUCGUGAAUUAUCAAGUUCUUGUGGAAAGCAUGGAUUAUCAGCUUGCACACGUUGGUUUUUAUGCAAGUCGAGAUAUACUUGCAGGUGAAGAACUGACCUAUAAUUACAGAUACAAACUAUUGCCUGGAGAAGGGUCUCCAUGCCUGUGUGGAUCUUCCAAUUGCAGGGGACGUCUUUACUAAAUUCUCUGAUGCUUAACAUGUUGUGCAUUCAAAGCCUCAUGCAAUAAAAACUGUAGAGAUUGGAAUGCAGAGGCCUGGUGUGUUUCUUGCAGGAAGCGAAAAGUUUGUAAAUGUCCUUAGGUUUCCUUAGGAAAUAUCAAAUGGGUUUUCUAUGACCUAGUUUGUCACACCCAUCUGUGAUGUAGUAUUGAAUUUUACUACCAUAGGUUUUUGUAGCUUUUCCUAUUUCAUUUUUCUUCCUCUGUAGUAACUCCAUUUUAAUCAGAAAUGUCGGUAUGGUCAAUUUCCACUCUGAUAGUUGCAGCAGGUUAUCUGA
Molecule: messenger RNA, 5321 nt
Organism: Nicotiana tabacum (common tobacco)
Lineage: Eukaryota; Viridiplantae; Streptophyta; Magnoliopsida; Solanales; Solanaceae
Product: histone-lysine N-methyltransferase SUVR5
Cellular component (GO): nucleus
Molecular function (GO): histone methyltransferase activity; protein binding; zinc ion binding
Source: RefSeq, a predicted model, not a curated record